CGCGUGACGAUUUAUUACUCGGGACGAAUCGACAAGUAAUUUCAGUACAUUUUCAUACCGCUAAUAGGUACUACCUAUAUCUACAUACCUAUACCUGCUACGAGAAUUCAGAGUGUGAUCACGUUUUACAUAUAAAUAGUGCCAACCUUCUAAUUGAAUACAGCUGCAGUGGAGAUUUUUAUUUUUAUACACUUGAUGAAGUCCGUUUGAUACUAAAAAAAUCGUGCGGUGACACAAGACGCCAUCGUAAUCUGACGACCCAGAAAAUAGAUUUGUAAAAUACGAACACGAUUAUUCUAAUAAUUCUAUUCCACUUGGACGGUAUAAUAGAUAAUAAUAUUAUGGAAAUGAACGCUAUCAACGAUUGCGUGAAGAACUACUUGUCUCACGGCGGUGGUGGCAUCAAAGGCUAUGGUGGGUGGACGAUCAGCACUGGGUCUGAAACAGUGGCCGGUCGUGGCGUCGUGGCCACCCGAGACUACAACGUGGGUGAUGUGAUAUUCAUGGACGUCCCACUGAUCGUUUCGCCGAGAGCGAUGGGCACGGACGGAACCGGAAGCCAGCCGGUGUGUGCAGUGUGCUACGCUGUAAUGACGACGCCAACCGGAUGUCCGGGUGGUUGUCGGUUGCCGGUGUGUGGACGCCAGUGUGCCGAUCGUCCCGAACACCGGGAAGAGUGUCGGUACGUCCGGCAGUUACGCCCGAAAACCAAAAGCGAUGGCCAGACGUGGUCGGUGGGCAUUUACAAUGCGAUCACGGCCGUCCGGGGCCUAUCAAUCAGGGAUGGCAAGUACAGGUACUUCCUCGACGUGUUGCAAAAGAAAUCGACGGACAAACUCAUGUUUGAGGUAGAAGAACUAAAAAGAAACAUAAGUAUGGAAUUAGACACGAACGAUGAACAAAUAAUGGUAACUACUUGUAAAAUAAUGGAUGCUAAUUGUUUUGAAACAAUAGUAAAUCGUUCCAAUAAAUUAAUAAGUUUGAAAGGUCUGUACCCUGUAGCAGCAUUUAUGAAUCAUUGUUGUGUUCCAAACACAAUGCAUAACUUUAAUGAAAAACUUCAAAUGAUCGCAAAAGCUUCCUUACCGAUAUAUAAAGGACAGGAAAUUACUACUAGUUACACGUAUUCAAUUUGGCCUACUUCACUACGACAGAAUCACUUGUUGACGUCAAAACAAUUUAUUUGCACCUGUAGUAGAUGUUGUGACACAGAAGAAUUUGGAACUAAAUUAGCAGCACUAAAUUGUAUAGUUAAAAAUUGCGACGGUCGAAUUUUACCAAUCAAUCCAUUAGAUAAGAAGUCGAUUUGGCAAUGCAAAAUGUGCACAAAAUUAGUAUCGAGUACAGAAAUGAUAUGUUUCUAUAAAGAUGUCGAGACUUUAAUGAAAAGCAUAAGUGUAUUCUGUCCAAAAAGCUUUGAAGCAAUUUUAAAGUCAUUUAAUAUUCAUAAAGACAGCCCAUUUGUAAUUGAUUUAAGAUUGAAAUUUAUUUGGAAGUCGAAAAACCACAGUUUGAAUCUUGAGCAAUUGCUUUAUAAAGAAAAAUUGUGUAUGGAAAUGUUGGAUUUAGUACAAAAACUAAGAUUAGGUCAAUGUCGAUUAGUAGGUUUAAUAUCUCUAGAACUUCUGAAGGUGAUCAGAGAAAAAGCUUAUCGUUUCCGGCAGAAUUGGAACACAAAAACAUUGAAUGUCUUCGAAGGACAAAUAAGUAAACUGAAACAAAUAUAUACUAGUGUUUUGGACGAAGAUGCAAACUUGGACAACAAUAAUAUUCAAUAAUUUUACUAUUUGAAUAUAGUUAUUGGCAAUAUUGAAUCUAAAACGUCUUGAGUAGAUUUUUAUGUUAUAAUAAUAAUACAUACAUUGUUAUACAUCUUUAAUUAAUAAUUAACAUUGUUUUAAAUUUGUAAUACAGUUUCCUUAGGUAGGUACCUCUAUCUAUAUUUUGUUUAAACUUUCAUCUGUCAAGUGUCAGCCAUAAAAUAUAAUAUUUUGCAGCCUGCAGGCCUCAUCCAUAAUAUAUGAUACAUUUAUAAUUUAUGUACCAACCUAUACCUAGGUACACUAGGUACAGUCUUGUAAAAGAUACUUUUAAAAUUGUAUUUGAAAUACAGAUACAAAUACAUCCAUUCAGAAAGUAUUUCAAAUACAUUUCAAAUACUUUUAAGAAAAAGUAUUUAAGAACAAAAUAUAAAUACUUGCCAUGUAUUUAAAUACUUUUCAAAUAAUUUUUUUAUUUACUUUUCCACUAGUUAGUUUGCUAAAUUAAUUUUGUAAUUACUAAUUUAAAAUUGUCAUGAUACAUUCAUCUAGGUAUUACUAGAACUUUUUGUACCACUUUAAAUUGUAUACUGAAAAAUGAAAAUAAACAAAACUUGUUAUAUUAUAAAAAUUUUUUAAUAAUAGGUACCUAAUUAAACAGUUCUUAAUGAAAUAUAAAUGAUGUGGAUAUACAGAGCUAGGGGACAGGAGUUCUCAACAAUUAUGAAAGAAAAAUAUUUUUAUAAUUUAUAAAUAAAAUAGUAUAAUAAUUUUCAAAAAAAAAAAAAAAGUGACGACCGACGAAUAAUUUCUUCGAAUUUUCAAAAGUAUUUGAUUUUCAAAUACAAAUACGUCUAAGACAGUAUUUAAAAUACUUUCCAAAUACUUAAACCAAAAAGUAUUUAAAAAGUAUUCUAAAUAAUAUAAAAGUAUUUAAAUACAUGUACUCAAAUACUUUUACUCAAAUACUUUACAAGACUGCCUAGGUAUUAUGCUAGCCAUAAUGCUAUGCAGGUUAACAUAAUAUACUGUUAAAGGUAAGUAGGUAACUACCUACCAAUGUAUUAUUUAUAGUCAUAUGACAUAUGCAUGUACGAUAUACAGCCAAACAGAUUACUUACCGCAAUUUCCGGGUGGCGGGCAGGGUGACGCCUUGCUUAAAGGACACUAUGAGAUUAAUUUUGGGCAGUGUUUGGAAGGAACGGAUUCCUGGAACGAAUUUAUUUUUAAAAAACGGAACGUUGAACAAAUUCUUUUUUAUACAAAUGAACGAGUUCUUUUUUUCAAGUAAAAAUAACAAUAUAUUUUCCGUUCCUUUCUAGUUCCAAUAAUUUACAUAGAUAUCAGAUAUGUAAAUAAUUGAAAUUAAGAUCUAUAUUUUUCAAUGUGUAUAAUGUAUAUUUCCAAUUAGUGAUCGUUAUCGAGUAUCGACGUUAAUCGUUACUCAUUAGUCAUUAAUCACUUUAUUAAUAUUUCUCAUAUGUUAUAAUUCAUAUAGAAAUGAGUAGGUACCCAUAUAAAAUAUAAUUAUUUUUAACAAUAAACGAUAAGACAGUCGACAUACGUCAGCCAACAAUUUAAUUUUGAAGAAAAUCUCAAAAUAGAAUUAUAAGAUAUAUAUACUUACUUGUAGGUAUAUUUUAUAAUUAAAAAUUAAAGAACUAUAUGCAUAUGAAAAAAAAACAUUAAUGAUUAAAUACGAAUUUUUAUUUUAUUUGGAACUAAAAAAGGAACUCGUUCGUUUACCAAAGGAACGAAGUCUUUUUUUUUAAUGAAAAUGAAUGGAACGAAUUCCUUUUUUCAGGAACUUGCCAAACACUAAUUUUGGGGCACAAUUUCUAGCACUUUAAAUGAAGUAAAAUAGUCCUAAAAAUCUAAAAAAAAACCACAACAAUUAUUGUA
This is a messenger RNA of Metopolophium dirhodum (rose-grain aphid), 3662 nucleotides long. RefSeq names its product SET domain-containing protein SmydA-8-like. The transcript has 8 exons. The record is from RefSeq and is a predicted model, not a curated record. Bases 342 to 1778 code for a protein of 478 amino acids. NCBI's taxonomy places the organism in Eukaryota, Metazoa, Arthropoda, Insecta, Hemiptera, Aphididae. Gene Ontology annotation, molecular function: protein binding.